Molecule: messenger RNA, 549 nt
Organism: Rotaria sordida
Lineage: Eukaryota; Metazoa; Rotifera; Eurotatoria; Philodinida; Philodinidae
Source: the annotation of a GenBank genome assembly
AUGUAUUGGAAUAUCGGAGUAAUUUCGAUAUUUCUUUGUACUAUAAUAAUUGUUUUUGGACGUCGAGAAUUAUUUGACAAAAAAUGCAAACGAAAUUGUAAUACUGCCGAUGGUACACUUGAAUGUUGGAAAACAACAACAGAUGGUUUUGCUUAUGGUUUAUCUACAGCUAUGAUUGAUUUUUGUCAAGUAAUACUUGAAGUUCGUCAUUUGAAAAAUGAAUCAGAAGAUUGGUAUAAUUUUACUCGUAAUAAACUCGCACAGCAAAUUGAAAAAUACGAGCUUGAUGAAGAAGUUCAACAAUUAACAAAAGAAAAUAUCGAACAUAUUGCAAUGUCUCUAUUAGAUAAUUGUUUUUAUGCUUCAUCAUCUAUUAUUUCCUUGGAACCAUCAUGUCCAUCAUGUUCAGAAGCACAAACAAAACUAAUGAAAGGGUGGGGUCUUUCAUCAAUAAUUAUUAUCUCAAUUGCUUUAUUACUUGUUUUUAUUAUUUUACUUUUAUAUGCUUUCUAUGUUUAUCAUACUCAUCGUUCAUAUAUAUCAAUUUAA